AUGGACGGCCACACGGCCCAUGACCCACCACCACUCCUAGAAUUGAACGAGACAGAGGUGCUCAUGUGGCAUCUCCCCGACCCACCCUCGUACUGGGACCAUGACUUUGGCAACCUCACGUUGGAGGAAGGCGGCGGUCCCAGCUACAUUGGAUUCAUGGUCAUCCACGUUGUAUCCAUGAUAUUCGCCUACUUUGUAUUCCUACCUCUCGCCAUCGCCCUCCGUGGUGCCAAGCAUCCCUGGCACCCUCCCGUCAACACGGCUUAUCUCCUUCUAACAGCAGUCGGCUUCCUCUCAGGAACUGCUUACAAGAAGCUUACACCAGAUCUCUAUGAGGGAUCAGCACAUGGCACAAUGGGCGUGUGGCUUCUGACUAUCUCAACUCUCUUGUCCUUUGUCGAUGUCGCAGAUCUUCUCAAGCGCGCAUGGUCGUUCGUCCGGUCGUCAGAUAGGUCCCUGCACCGGCUCUGGACUUUUGUCAUUCUCGGCAAGUCGUCUCAUGGAUACGAUCUCGUGAAUCAGCCAGAGUCCUACAAGCUGCAGGAACACAUCGAAGAGGAAGAGUCGUUCAUCCCUUGCGAGCAGACCUCCGAAGACUGGCCUGACUCUGCACCGCCUCUCCAUUCACCGAUUCGUGAGACACUCACUGAUGAUCACUCGGAGACCACCCUGCACGAUAAUGGGCAUUCCCCGGUAGCCCACACCUUCCCUGGAGACCGCCAGAAUCGCGAACCUCUCACGCGCAUGAUCCUCCGCCGAACAUUCAUUGUUGCGGAGCAUAUACUUGUUGUAUUUGCCGCCGUCGUCACAUUAUCUGGCAUGACGAACUAUAUCGGGAUUUGCCGUGACAGUUACUUGAACGGUUGCAUGGCUCAUAUCAUCAAGGGCAGCAUCUUCUGGUUCUAUGGUAUUCUCACAUUUGCCCGUUACUGUGGCGCGUUCUCCCAAAUCGGCUGGGCAUGGAACCGCGUGUACACACCACCCGGAAAGCGGGCGCCUCCUUCGGCCGAGAUGAUCGAAUCCAUCGUCAUUUUCAUAUACGGUGCCACGAACACUUGGAUGGAGCGCUUCGGGGCUGCCCCGGGGUCGCCAUAUACGACCAAACAGAUUCAGCAUAUCUCCAUCGCUGUCAUGUUCUGGUUCGCAGGCCUGAUGGGUAUGGCACUGGAGUCGAAUACUGUUCGAAGGUUGCUGUCUACUCCUGCUCUUGUCCGAGCCUACCGCCCCGAAAGCGAGGUGCCCCAGCCGUGGAGCUAUCUCGGAAGCUUUAAUCCUUUUCCUGCACUUUGUAUCGGGAUUACCGGUGCAGCAAUGUCGGCGCAUCAUCAAACCUACGUUUUUCAGGUUGAAAUUCACGCGCUCUGGGGUCUCCUCCUGGGCGCAUUCGCAGUCUUCCGGUUCUUGACGUACUUCUUCCUGUGGCUCCGCCCGCCUACAUCCCCGCUUCCCUCUAGGCCACCCACUGAGGCGCUCGCUGCCUUUACGCUGGCAUGUGGAGGCUUGACGUUCAUCCUGAGCACAGAGGAAGUUACAUACAUUGCCAUGAGGAAUGGUAAAGAUGACAUGAUGAUGUUCCUUAAUCUCGUUGUGGCUAUCAUGUGCCUGAACUUCACAUGGGUUCUCGUAGUCCUUGGGAUCCGUGGAUGGGCCGUCGGGCGUAUGGCACGCGUCCACACUCCCACAAAGACGGUCAAUGCCUAA
Dacryopinax primogenitus is the source of this 1701-nucleotide messenger RNA. RefSeq lists its product as uncharacterized. Bases 1 to 1701 code for a protein of 566 amino acids. The transcript is spliced from 5 exons. The record is from RefSeq and is a predicted model, not a curated record. NCBI's taxonomy places the organism in Eukaryota, Fungi, Basidiomycota, Dacrymycetes, Dacrymycetales, Dacrymycetaceae.